Sphaerodactylus townsendi is the source of this 6499-nucleotide messenger RNA. RefSeq names its product TGF-beta receptor type-2-like. The transcript has 7 exons. Gene Ontology annotation, molecular function: metal ion binding; transforming growth factor beta receptor activity, type II; activin receptor activity. The coding region runs from base 1 to 1905 and encodes 634 amino acids. The record is from RefSeq and is a predicted model, not a curated record. Gene Ontology annotation, cellular component: signaling receptor complex; plasma membrane. NCBI's taxonomy places the organism in Eukaryota, Metazoa, Chordata, Lepidosauria, Squamata, Sphaerodactylidae. Gene Ontology annotation, biological process: cellular response to growth factor stimulus; protein phosphorylation; transforming growth factor beta receptor signaling pathway.
AUGGAGGCCGAAGAGAGCAGAGAAGAGGAGCUCAGCGACUCCCCUCCGCGCAGGCGCCGAGCUGACCCAGGAGAGGUCUGGGAGCCGAGCGCUGUGGGUGUGCGAGAGAGCUGCCCUUCCUUAGUCUCUCUCCUUCUUGCAGUCUUUCACCAGCUCGGAUCUUAUGCAAGAGAGGCUUCCUCAGUGCGGAGAUCCACACAGAUACAGUUCCCACAUCUGAUCCUUGAUCCAUGCGCGUGUUUUUACACUGCGACAUGCAAGAGCCAGGCAGGGCGGAAUGUGAAGAGCAAUGUCUGCAAGUGGUGCGAUAACACGUAUCCAGUCUGUGAAGAUCAUGUGUGCUACAGCAACUGUGACUUAAGCUCCUACUGUGAAAAACCAGAAGAAAUAUGUGUCUCUAUAUGGAAACAAGAUAAUGAAAGCAUUAGGGUGAGCACUCUCUGUCACAACCCACAGUUCCCUGUGGAAAAUGUUAUGGUUCCUAAAUAUAACACAUCACAGUGCGUUAUGGUCCGCCAGCACAGUGAAGAUGGGAUAUUUUACAUCUGCGGCUGUGUGAAUGAACAGGAAUGCAACGACAAGCUUAUAUUUAAAAAUCAGACCAAUGGGUACUCUAUGUUACAAAGCAAGGAAAUAAUCCCUGUGGCAGCCAUCAGCCUGCUGCCCCCCCUGCUAGUUGCCAUCAUGAUAACAGUGAUAUUCUACCUCUGCCGAACCCACCGGCAGAGGAAGAGAUCUAAAGACUGGGCCCAGAAACAAACCCAGCGCCACAUGCUGCCUGAAUCCAGCAGAGCCCGCAAAUACGAUGAGAUCUUGUCUGUCAAGAUAGACACCCACACCACCCUGAGCUCGGCCUGUGCCAACAACAUCAACCACAACACUGAAUUGCUGCCCAUUGAGCUGGAUGAGAGAGUGGGAAAGGGGCAGUUUGCCGAAGUCUGGAGGGCAAAACUCAAGCAUGCCUCCUCAGGCCAAUAUGAGACAGUGGCAGUGAAGAUUUUCCCUUGUGAAGAGUACACCUCCUGGAGGAACGAGAGCCAGAUCUUCACGGAUAUCAACCUCAAGCACGACAGCAUCCUUCAGUUCCUCACAGCAGAACAGAGGGACUCUGGUCUCCAGAAAGAAUAUUGGCUCAUCACAGCCUACCACAGUCAGGGAAAUCUCAAGGAUUACCUGUCCAGGCACAUUCUCAGCUGGAGGGACUUGCAAAAGAUGGCCGGUUCUCUAGUGAGUGGUGUGGCUCACUUGCACAGUGACUACACUCCUUGUGGCAGUCCAAAGAUCCCCAUUGCCCACCGGGACAUCAAAAGCACCAACAUCCUAGUAACAAGUGAACAGGAAUGUGUGCUCUGUGAUUUCGGAAUUGCUCUGAGGCUAGAUCCAGCCUUGAGUGUGGAGGAUUUUGCUAAUAGCGGACAGGUGGGCACUGCCAGGUACAUGGCUCCUGAAGUUUUGGAAUCCAGAGUGAAUCUUGAAGAUCUAGAGUCAUUUAAACAAAUGGAUGUCUAUUCCCUGGCCUUAGUUUUAUGGGAGAUAGCCUCCAGAUGUGAAGCUAUCGGAGAAGUCAAGAAUUAUGAGCUCCCGUUUGGGUCAAAAGUCCAAGAACAACUGUGCAUGGAGGUUAUGAGAGACAUAGUGCUGCAUGGUCGUGGAAGGCCAGAGAUAUCGAGUAACUGGUUGAUACAUCAGGGAAUGCAUUUCUUGAGUGACACCAUCAUAGAAUGCUGGGAUCAUGACCCCGAAGCCAGACUCACCGCCCACUGCGUGGCAGAACGUUUCAAGCUGAUGGCGCAGAUGGACUGUGAUGACAUCCUCAACAACAACAACAACAACGCGGACAGUGAGGCAAGCAAACUGGGCUGCCCGAGAGAGGGGCAUCAAAACAGUGACAGGAACAUCCAAUGACAGAAGGAAGGAACAGAACAGAAGCACCCAAGGCAUCUCACUCUUCAAAAUUAUACACACACACCCCCACGUAGUCUUCUCAAUGAGUAAAAUAGAACUCAAGGCCUCUUAUUCCCUAGGCAGAGCCGAUGUAAUUGUUUUUUUAUGCAUGACAAAAGCAUGUAGAUCAUUUUAUAAUUUUAAAUGUAAAAUACACAUUCUCUUUCUUUUAAAAGGGAUUAACAAUUAGGCAUUUUUAAAAGUUAUUUUUCCUUUAAUGAUCAUUCUUCUUUGGUGGGGAGGGUAAGAGACAGAAAGAGCCUUGAGCAAAAGCAGGCCACGGCAGCUAUGAGCAAACCAGGUAAGAGCUCAACUUUCCUAUUUAUAGACUUAUAGUUUUUCCCAACAAUUUUGUCACACAGUUCAGAGUUCUCAAGAAACCACGAUCAGCUCAGACUGGCUCUGCCCUCUAACGGCUGAAGCAUUUUGGCACUUUGCUUUUCCAUUAGGCAGAAUAAUUUCUUCUUUUCAGCCCUAGCUUACACUGAUAGCCUUUUGCCCCUUGAGUGACUCUUGCCUGAAAAAUCAACCAGCUUUUCAAGCAGACACUAAGCAUAUGGAAUUCAAGAAAUAUACAUUCACUUCUUGCCAGGAAUCCAGAGGUUCAUCACGUCUAUCUAUAAAGUCACUCACUGAUGAUCUCUAUGGAACAGAUUUUAUAGUGCAAAGGGCUGCUCCUAGAACAUGGCAUGCAGAAGAAAAUGCACACGGGCCAUGUAAGCUCACAGGCAGAGUGCAGCUUUUAAGUGCAGCUUAUUAUGAACUUCCGUAAGAUAAACAUGCUUGAUAGAAUAUCAAACAUGGAUUCUUUUUGAAGUCUGGCAUCAUUUAACUCAUUACUAUGAAAAGAGACAAAACAAGAAAGUUGAUUUUGGUAACUUUAUUUCCCCUCCCCCCCCCCCCUUGCUCACACAGGGUAUCGUAAACUAGCUGCAUUCAAAUUUCAGUGCAUUUCACAGCAAAAAAAAAUGUACAAGGAAAUCUCCACAGGUGUGCAUAAAACCCUCAAGUUUUUUUUUCUGUAUGAUUUUCAAACUUUGUGGGAAACGAAAAUGGUUAUGUAACCAUCCUUUGAUGUGUUCUGAAAUUAUUUCCCCUUAAUAUGGAAGAAAAUUUUAAAAAACACUUGACCAGCACACACACACAGUUCAUAAUUUUUCAUAAGGAGAGGCCCCGUUGAUGACAAGGACCAGAAGGGGACAGAUAAUGGUAUAUACACUGAUUGGAAGACUAUAUCAGAAGAAACAUAGUAAGGCACCACUCUUAGAAAAAUUAAGGUAGCUUGUAGUAACAAUAAUGAAAGCCAUAAAUCAGUACUAUUCUUAAUUGCCAGCAAUUCUUAGACUUCGAUAAAAUACCUGCCUCAUAAAAAACAAGGGACUUUUUUUACCUGAACAUUGUUUCCUGAUAUCAGAUUGCAAUUGGUUAUGUAUGCAGUCCCAUGGCAAAAAACACAAGCCUUUUUGGGUAUAGAAAAAAAAUCAAAAGUGAUAGUCGAAUCACUGGGCGCACACUGAUGCCUGACUUUGAACAUACAGACAAGACACUUUAAAUCACUUGCCAGGGCUGUCUAACACUGACUCUCUGUUUCAGAGAAACCCAAGGGGAAGGGGUCAGGAGAAAAGAGAGUUCAAGGAAAUUAAUACAACUUUUUAAAAAGUUUGCAUUAUUUAGGUCUAGGUCUUAAUCUUUAUGAGAUGGAAUAUCUUUGUGGUAUUUACAACACGAAGCCACUAAGAGCAGUCUUCUGAGGAAAGCAACAAACUGGAGUGGAUUUUUUUAAAAAAGAAUCUUCCCUCCCCCCCACCGUUCUUCUUGGCUUGAGUCAACUCUGAAACGUAGAGAAAACCCCACAGUUACAAUUCUAAUCUACUGAGGAAAAGUUUUUAAAAGGCAGUUGAGAUGAAUCACUCAUUUUCCCACAGACACACAUACAUUUUCACUGAUAUUUUUUUAAAGUGUCAAGUCCUGAUCCAGAUGGUUCAUAACACUGAUUCCAAGUUUAACUUCUGAAAAGUCUCCUCUUCAAGUUUUUCAGUGUGGGUAAUUCAGAGCAGCAAAAUCUGGCUUCUCUUUAUCUGGGUACUGAAGUUCAGAAAUGGGCAGAGACUGAAACAUAGCCUGUGAAAACUGUUCAGGUAUCUCUCCACAGGAAAAUUAACUUGGACAAGACAGCGUAGCAGCUCUGAAUGCUGCUGCUUAAAGGAGGAGGUCUUUUUUUUAAAGAUCUUAGGCAGCUUUGCAGGAGGGUGUGCUUAGAAAGAACACAAUAGAUACAAUAAAAUCUUCAAAGCCAUAUAAAAAGUUCUGUUGAAAAAGAAGCACAUACCUGGCAAAGUUCUUUCUCUCUCUCUUUCUACCUUUUGAUUUUCUGCAGCUUUAAAGUGCCCUAGCAGUUUUAUUCCUUUUAUGCUUAUUUAAUUUUGUGCAAUUGCAUAAGAAUCCCAAAGGACUCUUAGAGAAAUACAGCAUUUUGGAAGUUGUAGGGAUUAGACAAGAGAGAAGAAUCACUUUGAAGACAUGCCUUCUAAUUUGUGUCCACUGGUGGAUUUUGUUCAGCAAGCGCACUUUUCGAAAGAGGGUUAUAAUAAAUCCAGCCCUCUCCCUGAAAUUCAAAUAGAGAAUGAGGUUAUAUAUACUUAAAGGAUUGUUUUCUGCAAUACAUUGAUUGAUGGUAGCUAAUUGCCUUGAAAAAUUCAAUUCUGAGGCUGAAAAUAGUAUUUGUUCAACUGUUAAUUCAGUCUUUAGCCAGUAUACACUGGAACACCAGAGCUUUUGAAAAAGAACAAACUUAUUAUCUAAUCUGACUUGGGCCAAGGCAUUCUGAACUUUUGCUGUACCUCCCAGGCUUACACUUUGUCCUACUGGGAAGAACAUAAGAACUAGCCUGCUGGAUCAGACCAGAGUCCAUCUAGUCCAGCAUUCUGCUACUCGCAGUGGCCCACCAGGUGCCUUUGGGAGCUCACAUGCAGGAGGUGAAAGCAAUGGCCUUCUGCUGCUGCUGCUGCUGCUCCUGAGCACCUGGUCUGCUAAGGCAUUUGCAAUCUGAGAUCAAGGAGGAUCAAGAUUGGUAGCCAUAGACUGUUUUCAAGAUGUGCUACAGACUACAUCAAGAUGUGAGAAGCACAGCCACUUCCUCUUGCCAUGCAGCUGAGCCAAGUAACUGUCCACCAAGCUUCUGACUUCUCCUCAUUGCCCCCUAGUGACUCUUCUCACAGAUACUUCAAGUAGAGGAUCUACUUGAUUCCACCAUAAAUGAAAUCUAGUCUUGGUGCCAAAUCUACUGAUUCAAGCAAUUCUAGAGGGAUGCUAAUCUGAAGGCCCUUGUGAAAUAUUCUGGCCAUUUAGGGAACAAAAGAGGUGUUAUUCCUAAAUACAUAAUUGAAAAACUGUUUCAGCAGGAGACCAUUUCUUUCUAUCCACAGACAGCAGAAACAGAAAACAAACUUCUGAAGUCAUAAAAACUUCAGGGACAAGGCUCGCAUUCAAAACUUUACGCUUGUGUUUAGUUACUUACCUCUUUGUGAAAAUGCUUGGUAUGCCACGGUGUGCCUGUCUCAGCUCGGUGUCUCUCUUCACUCCUCUGCCGUUCCUCCAAUGCCUUUUUAUGUUCCGUUGCCUUAUCGAUGUCCCCUUCCCUCAGGGACUCAGUCACAUGUUGCCAGAGUUUUCUGUGAAUUAAAAAAGCACAACUGAUUUUCAAGCUCUCUUGGCAUUGCAACACUUGCGAUUAGUUUACAAGUGAGGUUAAUUCAUGACUGCUGUCCUAUCUGGUAAGCAAAAAGGGAAACUGAAAAAAACCUUGAAGUGUUAGGUCCAAGAAUCCUAUUCCCACCUGUCUAACAGGGCACAACUUCCACUCGUUUAAACAUGCAUGUUGUCUCAACACAAUUCUGAAAUGUACAGGUAUCUGUGCAACUGUGCCAGGUGGGAUGCAAAUCCUCUCCUGUUGGGUCACCCUACAGAGCAGCCAUUUUUUUCUUUGCUGCUUUUUGGAAGGAUCUGACACCAGUGUAUGCACACAAGGAGCAAGAAUGUCACAAGUCCUGCCUCUCUUGGCAUGCGCAUUGAGAGAGGCAGAAGAGCAGCAAUGCAAAGUCAACCAGUGAUGGAGAGGAUUCCUCUGACAAUUAGUUUACCCCUCACUUUGAGACAUUCUGGGGUUUUCAAUUUAAAUUUCCUGUACCCAGCUCUCUGGGUUUACUACCCAUAAUCCUAGCCUUGAGAUUGGGGGUGGUACAACUCUGGUUUCCCCAUCUUCCUGUCAUAUUACUCUGAUGUCACAUAACAUCUGCUCAUGUGCUUAUACACCAGUGAAUUCCAGGUUCCCACCUGCAGGUUAAAGGCUGGUCCCUGAUAUAGAAUGUUUGAAAACUACUGCCCUAACAGAUGUACUGGAAUAUUACAAUCAACAACGGGAAGGCGAACUGCAGACUUCAGUGAAUGAGAGAACAUUGCCAUAAAAAUAAUUAUUCAGGUAACAUGAACAAACCUGAGAAAUACAGGUGUGCAAACAACGUGGAAUAAAAUUUUGCACCAAGAUCAUAGAACAUAA